ACGGACGCAGCGCUGAUGUACGAUGCGGUGCACGUUGUAGCGGUGACGGUGCAGCAGUCGCAACAGAUCACUGUCAGCUCACUGCAGUGCAACCGCCACAAACCCUGGCGCUUCGGAGCGCGCUUCAUCAGCCUCAUCAAAGAGGUACCGUAAUACUUAAAAUGUUAGUGUUUCAUUGACAUAUAGUAUAGGAUGAAUUGAGUAAGUAUGACUUAAUGUAUCAAGUUAGUAUCACUACAGCUCGUGUUUAAGUUACCACUACUCAGUUUACUUAGUGAGUCACACUUACGUUUUACAGUGCAUAGCCUAUCCUGAUCACAUAAUGUUUGUGCUGAAGUAGCAUAUAAAAGACAGGGUAUCUGUCGUUCAUGCCUCCUAGCCACUGGGCAUAGACAUCAUUUCAAUGUCUAUUCCACUUUGGUUCAACGUAAUUUCAUUGAGAUGACGUGGAAACAACGUUGAUUCAAGCCGUGUGUGCCCAGUGGGUAGUCCCUUCUUUUCAUUUGAAUUCAUGGCCAUUGAGACAGCUUUACCUGUGAAGCGCUGUGCCCACAUCAAUUCCUUUCUGCUGUAGCAGUAUCAACACUUCUACUAUAUUAUUGUUAUGUUUGGCAUACAUUUUUGGCAUGACAAUGAAUGAAUAGAGAGAGUAAUUGACUCAACUAAAGCACAAACAGACUAGACAGCCAGGCUACCAGGAAAAUCCCUGCAUCACCCAACAAACCCUGACCCUUGGACUCGAAACCAUUGGCUCAGUUCCAUUUCAAAUCAGUCAAUUCAGGUGACGCAUUAGACCUUUUUUCUAUUCAUUUUCUGCAUUGAUGGAGUUCCAAUUGAAUUAACCUCCAACCUCUGCUGGACACAUCACACCCCCAUUUGACAUUGAGUGGGUUAUCGUAUCGAUCUACAUAUGGGUGUAUCUCUCUGUGUCUGUGUGUCAUUGUUGUUGUAAAUGGCACAUGUGAGUGUAGAUGUAGGUGUAUGUGUGUCUGUUAGUACAGUACCAGUCAAAUGUUUAAACACACCUGCUCAUUCCAGGGUUUUUCUUUAUUUUUACUAUUUUCUACAUUGUAGAAUAAUAGUGAAGACAUCAACUAUGAAAUAACACACACGGAAUCAUGUAGUAACCAAAAAAGUGUUAAACAAAUCAAAAUAUAUUUUACAUUUGAAAUUCUUCAAAGUAGCCACCCUUUGUCUUGAUGACAGCUUUGCACACUCUUGGCAUUCUCUCAACCAGCUUCAUGAGGUAGUCACCUGGAAUGCAUUUCAAUUAACAGGUGUGCCUGUUAAUUUGUGGAAUUUCUUUCCUUCUUAAUGCAUUUGAGCCAAUCAGUUGUGUUGUGACAAGGUAGGGUUGGUAUACAGAAGAUAGCCCUAUUUGGUAAAAGACCAAGUCCAUAUUAUGGCAAGAACAGCUCAAAUAAGCAAAGAAAAACGACAGCCCAAAUAAAUGCUUCACAGAGUUCAAGUAACAGACACAUCUCAACAUCAACUGUUCAGAGGAGACUGCGUGAAUCAGGCCUUCAUGGUCGAAUUGCUGCAAAGAAACCACUACUAAAGGACACCAAUAAGAAGAAGAUGCUUGCUUGGGUCAAGAAACAUGAGCAAUGGACAUUAGACCGGUGGAAAUCUGUCCUUUGGUCUGAUGAGUCCAAAUGUGAGAUUCUUUGUUCCAACCACUGUGUCUUUGUGAGAUGAGGAGCAUGGAGGAGGAGGUGUGAUGGUGUGGGGGUGCUUUGCUGGUGACACUGUCUGUGAUUUAUUUCGAAUUCAAGGCACACUUAACCAGCAUGGCUACCACAGAAUUCUUCAGCGAUAAGCCAUCCCAUCUGGUUUUACCUUAGUGGGACUAUCAUUUGUUUUUCAACAGAACAAUGACCCAACACACCUCCAGGCUGUGUAAGUGCUAUUUGACCAAGAAGGAGAGUGAUGGAGUGCUGCAUCAGAUGACCUGGCCUCCACAAUCCCCCGACCUCAACCCAAUUGUGAUGGUUUGGCAUUAUUUGGACCACAAAGUGAAGAAAAAGCAGCCAACAAGUGCUCAGCAUAUGUGGGAACUCCUUCAAGACUGUCGGAAAAGCAUUCCUCAUGAAGCUGGUUGAGAGAAUGCCAAGAGUGUGCAAAGCUGUCAUCAAGACAAAGGGUGGCUACUUUGAAUAAUAUAUUUUGAUUUGUUUAACACUUUUUUGGUUACUACAUGAUUCCAUAUGUGUUAUUUCAUAGUUUUGAUAUCUUCACUAUUAUUCUACAAUGUAGAAAAGUGUAAAAAUAAAGAAAAACCUUUGAAUGAGUAGGUGUGUCCAAACUUUUGACUGGUACUGUAUGUCUACAGUAUGUACUGUGUGUGUGUUUGUGUGUGUAUGUGCAUGCAUCCGUGCGAGCACAUGUAUGGUUGCCAUAAAGUACCGACUAUGUCACCUGGUGGAGAGUUUGAGCACCAGGACUCUAAAUAUUCAGGUUUGAUAAGAGUAACCAGUUGGGAACCACAACAGUGGCCAAAAACACGAGGCAGAGAUUCAAAAAGUAUGGACAUUUAUUUUGAACACAGAUAAAUAGGUACAAAUUUAGGCCACAAAAAGGGAAAAAGUCUUUCUCCAGUUUAAGGGGUGGGGAAAUCCAAAAAGUCCUUUCCUUAAAAUCCAAAAUCCAGUCCAGUGGAAAAUAUACUGAACAAAAAUACAAACGCAAUGUGCAACAAUUUCAGUUACAGUCCAUAUGAGGAAAUUAGUCAAUUGAAAUACAUUAAUUAGGCCUUAAUCUAUGCAUUUCACAUGACUGGAAAUACAGAUAUGCAUUAAAAAAAUGGGCCUCACAAUGGGCCUCAGGAUCUCGUCAAGGUAUUUUUGUGCAUUCAAAUUGCCAUCGAUAAAAUGCAAUUGUGUUCAUUGUCAGUAGCUUAUGCCUGCCCAUACCAUAACCCCACCGCCACCAUGGGACACUCUGUUCACAACGUUGACAUCAGCAAACCGCUUGCCCACACACGUGGUCUGUGGUUGGACAUACUACCAAAUUCUACCAAAUUCCCUAAAAUGACAUUGGAGGUGGCUUAUGGUAGAGAAAUGAACAUUUACUUCUCUUGCAACAGCUCUGGUGGACAUUCCUGCAGUCAGCAUGCCAAUUGCACAUUCCCUCAAAACUUGAGACAUCUGUGGCAUUGUGCUGUGUGACAAAACUGCUAAUUUUAGUGGCCUUUUAUUGUCCCCAGCACAAGGUGCACCUGUGUAAUGAUCAUGCUGUUUAAUCAGCUUCUUGAUAUGCCACACCUGUUAGCUGGAUGGAUUAUCUUGGCAAAGGAGAAAUGCUCACCAACAGGGAUGUAAACAAAUUUGUGCACAACAUUUGAGAGAGGUAAGCUUUUUGUGUGUAUGGUACAUUUCUGGGAUCUUUUAUUUCAGCUCAUGAAACAUGGGACCAACACUUUACAUGUUGCAUUUAUAUUUUGUUCAGUGUAGUUAACUGUGCACUUCCCUGUUACUCUAGUCAGUGUUUUCUGUCCAUGAUGCGGCCAGAGCUCUGCCACUUUCUCAGUGUCUGAUAACCUUCCUUGUCAGUGCCCGAGCCGUUCUGCCUAAAUGCUGCUUCUGCAAGGCUUUAAAUUCAGACUUCAAUAUGCAGUGAACCAAUGAGAAUACAUCUGAAUAAUUGUUCCCGCAUUUUCACUGGGUGUGUCUAUAUCAAAGCCACCGUACAUCUUUCGAAAGUCGCUCGCUAAGGUCAGCCAUUCGCUUUGUAGACGAGAGCGCCUUAAUUGUGAGAUCACUGUCCUGUUGCAUGUACAGUUUUAGAUAUACCAAACAGAUGAACACUGAUCCUCGUAUAAUUAUGAAGCAAUACAUUUUUUUUGCUUUUCUUUGUGAUAUGUAUUGCUCUGACUCAGCUGCAUGCCUGACCCUGAAUUAGCUCUAUUUUUCAUCUCUCUGGCAGACAAACAUGCUCCCUUUAAACUACUUAAAGUAAAACAUAGAACAAAUCCUUGGAUCUCUAUAGAACUGUCCGAUCUUGUUAUGAUGAGAAAUCGGGCCUGGGCCAAAGCUAGAAAAACUGACUCUGUAGCUGAUUGUCAGUUUUCAGGCAAUUGAGAAAUAGAUGCACUUCUUCAAUCAAAAAAGCUAAGUCUAGUUACUUUCUAAGUUCUAUCUCAGAUUCUGCUGGUGAUACGUCAACAUUUUGGAAAACAGUUAAUGCACUGAAGCGUGGAAAUUCCUCUCCUUCCCUGCCUAAGGAAGUUGUGCCAGAUUCUGGCAUCAUUACUGAGAAAAAUUUGGUAAGUGAUGCUUUUAAUCAGCAUUUUAUCUCAGCAGGCUUUUUACUUGAAAGAAUUGGUGGUUUAAUUGACCCUGGUCAGCCAGUCGACUGCUUUCCCCUGUCCCAGCCUUUAGUUGGUUCGAUGGAAGUUCUGUCAACUUCUAGUGAAUCUAUGCUUUAAUUUCAACAACUUUCUACUUGUGAUGUCCUAGGCGCCUCGCAUAAGAUUGAUGUUUAAAAAUCCACUGGGGCUGAUUUGCUUGAUCCUUUCUUGCUGCAGCUUUCUGCUCCUCUGAUUGCAGAAUCUUUAACACAUAUGUUUUACCUUAUAAUUACUCCUGAUACCAUGCCCAGGGUCUGGAAAGCAGCCCAUAUACUCCCCCUUCACAAAGGUGGUGACCCGUGUGACCUAAAUAAUUAUUGCGCCAUUUUCUUGCCUAGCAGACAUUCCUAGAUCCUUUUUAACUACGAAAUGUAUUAUAAAUGUACAGAAGUCAGGUUUCAGUCCAGGUCAAAGCACCAUCCAUGCUAGAUCUAUGAUUUUAAAAUAAUUAUGUUCUUAAUUGUUUGGAUAAGAAGAAACACUGUGCGGCCGUUUUUAUUGGCCUGUCUAAAGCCUUCGACACUGUUAUUACUUAUUCAGAGGAAUUCAUCAAUUGGCCUGGACCAGGCUGCGAGAAGCUUGUUUGAAAAUUAUUUAAAGGACAGAACACAGUAUUUAAUGAUGGUGUUAAAUCAGGUUUUCUGGACAUAACAAAGGGUGUCCCACAGGGAUCGAUGUUGGAGGGCAUUUUUACUGAAGAAUGUGUUCGUUUCAUAUGAUUGUGUUUUGUUUUUCGUGUUUUGUGUUUGCUUUUCAUGUAUUCUAUAAUUGAUGUGUAUAUAGAUAUGUAUAGUGUAAUUGUUGUUUAUUGAUGUGUUCAUUCAGGGCUCAACUGCAAAAGAGACCGUGGUCUCUGCAUGACUCCCUGCUUAAAUAAAAAUGUACUGUCUCCCUCCUCCUCCCUCCCUCCCUUUCCCUUUAGUCUCUCAUAUCUCUCCCUGCGCCGUCUCUCUGAUCCUCCAAUCACUUUGAAGUAAAACUUCAAGCACAACCAACUUCACUGUGUAAUUAACUCUUAUACCUAUCAAAAAGCCUCUGUGGUGCUCGUCUCUAUUGUAUCUUGUUGUAUUUAAAUGCAGAGAGUGUAGAGAGAGCCAGGCGGAAUGUCUAGCUAAUUGGUUUGUGGAUCUAAAUAUAAUGAAAGAGCAUGUAGGAUUAUGGGUAAUUGAGGGAUACAAGUUGGACACAUUGGACUUUGUUUUUGAGUUGAAUUAGGUGGUUGGUGUGUGUUUGCAUGCGUAUGUGUGCCCCUCUCUAUAGGCCCAUUGGGAUGGCUUGACUGGACGCAUCCUCUUCAACAAAACUAACGGACUGAGGACAGACUUCGACCUGGAC
Messenger RNA from Coregonus sp. 'balchen', 5683 nucleotides. NCBI's taxonomy places the organism in Eukaryota, Metazoa, Chordata, Actinopteri, Salmoniformes, Salmonidae. The record is from the annotation of a GenBank genome assembly.